Messenger RNA from Papaver somniferum (opium poppy), 669 nucleotides. RefSeq lists its product as uncharacterized. The coding region runs from base 1 to 669 and encodes 222 amino acids. The transcript is spliced from 2 exons. Gene Ontology annotation, molecular function: RNA-DNA hybrid ribonuclease activity; nucleic acid binding. The record is from RefSeq and is a predicted model, not a curated record. NCBI's taxonomy places the organism in Eukaryota, Viridiplantae, Streptophyta, Magnoliopsida, Ranunculales, Papaveraceae.
AUGCCUGGGAUAGAUCCGAACGUAGCCUGCCACAGGCUAAAUAUCGAUGAGAAGUUUCAUGCAGUUUAUCAGAAAAUUAGGAAUGUGGAACAAAGCAAAAAAGAUGAAGUUGCUUUAGAAGUCGAAAAGCUGUUGGAAGCAGGAUUUAUUCGUCCGGCACAGUAUCCUCGUGGCUGUCCAAUGUCAUUCUGGUUCCAAAGAAGAAUGAGAAUCCUGGAACGUGCUGAUGAUUCCAGCCGACUAGCCACAUGGUCUAAUUUUCUGGGAGCGUAUGAAAUCAAGUACGAAACCAUAACUAUAGAGAAGGGGCAUGCUCUGGCUGCACUGUUAGCAGAUUUUCUUGUGGACGACAUAGAAACGGUUACCGAAGAAGAAGAUGAGUUGUUGAACAAACCCAUAGAUCCAACCACUAAUCAUACUGGGGGAGAGUCUGCAAUGGAGUUUGAUACACCUGAGACACUAUGGACUGUGUUUUCUGAUGGGUCAUCAAAUGUUAGUGGAGCAGGAGUUGGAUGUGUCAUCCUUACUCCUGAAGGUUCAAGGAUCAAGAAAGCGACCAGAUUAGGCUUCCGAGCAUCAAACAAUGAAGCUGAAUAUGAAGCAUCAAUUAUCGAUUUAAUGCAUGCAGAUAUUCAAUUAUUGAGGGAUAGUUAUACCGCAAACCUUUAA